Messenger RNA from Geodia barretti, 198 nucleotides. The record is from the annotation of a GenBank genome assembly. NCBI's taxonomy places the organism in Eukaryota, Metazoa, Porifera, Demospongiae, Tetractinellida, Geodiidae.
AUGGCAGGUAAUAAAAUUGCCCGAACCCGUGGACAGAUUAGUAAGCGUUCAAAACAUAGACAACUACCAAACCUACAGCGGGUCCGUGUUCAAACGGAAAGCGGGAGUCAGCGAGUCCGUGUAUGCGUACGAUGUCUCCGUACCGGGAAAGUUAUAAAAUCGAUUUCUGGUGGGGCACAAGUUGCCUAUGGCAAUUGA